GGUAGCUGUGUGCACGUAACGCUAUAACAUGAUCAGGGUAGUUCGAAGAGCUCGUGGGUUGACGUAUUGUCGCUUCAAACACUCAAAGUCAGAGAGCAUACAGUCCGAUGACACUCCGAAGAAAAGUCCGUGUUUGGUAAAAGAGGAAGACAUGAAGAAUGACUGGAUCGGACCACCUGAUCCGGUUUCCAACUUGAGACCUGUAAAAUUUCACAUUAGUAAGGAAGAUUCCUCUUUGGCCCAAAGUUAUCGAACCCAGCGACAAGAAACGCAAGAUUGGAACCAGGCGUUCUGGUCAGAACACAACACGAAAUUUUACGAGAUGAAGGAGGAAUUCGUCAGACAGCGACUGGAAGAGAAAAUGAAAGAAGGGUCUGACUCCGAAACAUUAUCUGCAGAAGAAAUGUCAGUCUUCUACAAGCAGUUCUUGGACAAUAAUUACAAACUGCACAAGACAUACAACAGAGACUGGUAUUGGAGAAAUUUCUCAUUGUUAUGGCCAGCUUUGAAGCUAAAUAUGGACAAAUUCAAAAAAAGGAUCAUGAAAUAAAACACCACUGCCUCAUAUAAACGCUUCACGUGGGUAUAUAUAUACUUCAAUUGAAGUUGUGACAUUCAUGGUACACCAGUACUAUAGUAUGGUACAAGUCAUAAGGAUGGAAGCUCUAAUCAGUGCGUAAGGGACUGGAGAACAUAUGGAAUAUGUGCUUUUAUAGGCAGUUUUAGAUCGUAAGUUUGCUCAAAUAAGGAAUUGCAUGGGCGUUGAAUGCAGUUCAUUUCAAUAAUAUUUCUACUACAGGAAGGAAUCCUAAGGGAAUGGAUGGAAAGCAACGACAUACAUUCAUAUACCAAUAAAUUAUUGAACUUUU
This is a messenger RNA of Ylistrum balloti, 869 nucleotides long. Its product is annotated as COA8 family protein CBG23705, mitochondrial-like. The transcript has 4 exons. NCBI's taxonomy places the organism in Eukaryota, Metazoa, Mollusca, Bivalvia, Pectinida, Pectinidae. Gene Ontology annotation, biological process: intrinsic apoptotic signaling pathway. The record is from RefSeq and is a predicted model, not a curated record. Bases 29 to 550 code for a protein of 173 amino acids. Gene Ontology annotation, cellular component: mitochondrion.